AGUUUAUACGUCUAUACUGUCUCUCUCUGCAGACGAAAAUUGUCAAAAUAGGAGUGUCGGUGGUGGCUUAUUUAAGUUAGGAAUGGGUGUAAAUUGGUGGGUUUAAUGGGGUGUGGUUGAGGUUGGCGGCGGAGCAGUGCAUGAUGGAGGAGGUAGACCUGAGUGACCAGCCCAGACAGAGGGUCAACAGUGAUAACUUGAGUAGUGAGGUGGACGAGACUCCAGACCCCAGGAUCCAGGUUGAACUGGAACGCCUCAACACCUCUACCGAUACCAUUAACAAAUUGGAAGUUGAUCUUGAUGAAGCUCGCAUGUUAUUCCGGCAACUCCUUGCCGACUCCACCCACCGUAUUGACAUCCUGGCCAAGAGACUGGGUAAAUGUGUUGAGCAGUCACGGCCAUAUUAUGAUGCUCGUAUCAAUGCAAAGCAGGCACUCAGGGAGACCCAGGCAGCUGCUGUGCGUUAUGAGCGUGCCAUGAGCCAGCAUGCUGCUGCACGGGAGAUGGUAUUCCUGGCAGAAGAAGGACUUAUGCAGAAGGGCUGCGUCUUCGACCACACGUGGCAGGAGAUGCUCAAUCAUGCCACAUCAAAGGUUAAUGAUGCUGAACGAGAAAAAAUUGAGAGUGCUGCAGAACAUCGGCGCACAUCGGCACUCUACCAUGAGGCUGAGACCAGGGUCAAAGCUUUACAGAAAGAGCUGAAGAGAGCUAUUGCAAAGUCCAGUUUGAAUGCACGUCGCAGCCUGUUGCAAAUGAAUAACCUUGUGAGGAUGCACCAGCUGCAGCUGCUGCCAUAUUUUGAGCUGAAAUCAGCAGUGAACCAGCAGCUUGAGGCCCAGAAGCAACAGGUGCGACAGUUAGAGGAGAGUGUUGCUAGAGCCAAGGUGACCUAUGCUCAAGCACUCUCCAACCUGGAGACCAUCUCUGAUGAAAUUCAUCGUACUCGUCAAUGUCAGCUAGACCUGGGUGUUCGGGGCAUUGGGGUCGGGGCGGAGUCUCCUUUACCUCCACUCCAAACUAUAGAUGGGGGACUCCCGCUUCCAACGCACCCGCUUCACUAUGCUGAAUCAAGUCUAGAAACCAAUACUCAGGAGUUUAAAUCUUUACCGGGAAAACUAGGACCUGUGGCAGCACCCAUUAUGGCAACUGGGCAAACUGCAGCUGCUACUAUUACUACUGCUGCUGCUAAUACUACUGCUGCAGCUGCUACUGCUGCUUCUGCUGCUGCUACUGCAGCUGCUGCAGCUGCUGCUACUGCUGCCUAUGUCAUGACCCAGUGUGAUAGUCAGGCUGGAGGAUCAGCUGUGAGUGGCACAUGCACAGCAGAGGAGAACUGCAGCACAGCAAGGGAGGGUGGACAGGACAGAAGCUUAGUGAUGGAUGCUGGAGACGUUCUAGCAGAGGAUGUGGAUGAAGCAGCCACAUGCACAGACCUAUCAGGUUGGCAGGUUAUUGGUCUGGGGAGCCCAGCACUAUCACCAGCAACACAGUACCUUGCGGUAGAAGACCGAGAUUCUAUCAUCUCUGAUACAGAGAGUCUAGCCAGCAUUGAAAUGCUUAGUGAUGAAGCUAUUGCAGGAUUAAUGCUGGACGAAGAAUUAGCCGAAGCUUCAACUUCCAUCUGCACCCCCCUCAACACCCCUAUUGUAGAUCCACCGCUGUCUCUAGCAUCAGCCAUCCAGUCAUGGCCAACGUUUUUUCAGAGUUAUGUUAAUGCUGCACAGCGCACAGCAGAGAUGAUAACCUCACAUUCCAAAUUUGCACAGCAGGAUCAUGAUGAUGAGGAGUCUUCUGGCAUCACAGAGUCUUUAACAGGAUUAGAAUUAGACUCCCUUCACACAGGAACUAGGCAGCUUCAACCUCCCCACACACUCUCCCUUCAUCAUGACUCCUCUUCUGAUCAGUCAUCUCCAGAAGAUCUCACACCAGGUUAUGCACCUCUGCGUGACACCCCAUACUCCCCAGAAGACUUCUUACCCUCCAGUCAAGACAACAGUGCCCAGCCAUUUGAUGAGGCACAGGAAGAGCCCCACUGUAGCUCAUGGAUUCUAGAAAAAUUACCAUUAGCCCGGAAAUAGAAGUUGAUGGAUUGGUUCAGAGGUAGUGUUGUGUACUGUUAGGUUAAGACAAGUGACUAGCCUUUGAUACAGAUUAUUAAAAUAUUGAGUUAGUGCCAUAUACUGGUACUUGCAUUAUGGCUUCUCUCCCUUAUGUGAGAUUAGUGUGGCAGUAAUCGCAAGAAUUUGCUCGAGAUUAGAUGUGGUUUUACAGGAUUAUGUGCUUAGCUAGGUAUAAGCAAAAGCAAAAAAGGAACAGCUGCAUAAGCAUUGGAGCAUAUGAUAUACUAAUUUAUAAAUCAAAUGCACUAAUUUAAAACCAUUUUCAAAUUAAUUGGUAAUUGUUAAGAAUUAAGUAAUUUUGUGGAAAAAAAAACACAAGACAGUUGAAUCCAUAAAGCAUAGCUUGUAUGCAGGUGGAGAAUUAAUCAAAGAGGUAUGUGUACUUCAGUGUUGAUUGAUGUAGAAGAUAGUAUCUAUUCUCUCAAGCUAUAAAGAUUUUUGAGCUUAAGGUAUGAUAAAUUGUUAAAAAAUUUAGUGAUACAAAGACUUAAACAGACUUUUGUAUUUAACAGUACUGUAUAUUCUUCAUUCAAGUCAUUUUAUAUACUGUAACUUGUGAAAUUCUACUGUAUUGCAUAAAAUUAUUGCAUAUAUA
This is a messenger RNA of Cherax quadricarinatus, 2715 nucleotides long. Lineage: Eukaryota; Metazoa; Arthropoda; Malacostraca; Decapoda; Parastacidae. The record is from RefSeq and is a predicted model, not a curated record.